This is a messenger RNA of Equus caballus (horse), 1606 nucleotides long. The record is from RefSeq and is a predicted model, not a curated record. Lineage: Eukaryota; Metazoa; Chordata; Mammalia; Perissodactyla; Equidae.
UCCCCAGGCCGCCGGACGGCGUGGGCAUGCGCACACCGGAGGCCCCGCCCCGUUUGCCUCCGGAAGUGCUUCCUUAGCCCGCGGCGCGCGUGCGCAGGACGAAGUCGUGGCGGUCCCGGUGGCGGCUGAAAAGACAACGGUUGCGUCCCAGUCUGAUCAAGCCCCAAGGCCUUCACCAUGGACUUCCAGCAUCGCCCCGGGGGCAAGACCGGGAGCGGGGGCGUGGCCUCCUCCUCCGAGAGCAACCGCGACCGCAGGGAGCGCCUCCGGCAGCUGGCGCUGGAGACCAUUGACAUCAACAAGGACCCCUACUUCAUGAAAAACCACCUGGGCUCGUACGAGUGCAAGCUGUGCCUGACGCUCCACAACAAUGAGGGCAGUUACCUCGCGCACACCCAGGGCAAGAAGCAUCAGACCAACUUGGCCCGGCGAGCAGCCAAGGAGGCCAAGGAGGCCCCCGCCCAGCCGGCGCCGGAGAAGGUCAAGGUGGAGGUGAAGAAGUUUGUGAAGAUCGGCCGCCCGGGCUACAAAGUGACCAAGCAGAGGGACACGGAGAUGGGCCAGCAGAGCCUCCUCUUCCAGAUUGACUACCCAGAGAUCGCCGAGGGCAUCAUGCCACGCCACCGCUUCAUGUCCGCCUACGAGCAGAGGAUCGAGCCUCCGGACCGGCGCUGGCAGUACCUGCUGAUGGCCGCCGAGCCCUACGAGACCAUCGCCUUCAAGGUGCCCAGCAGGGAGAUUGACAAGGCUGAAGGCAAGUUUUGGACUCACUGGAACCGGGAGACCAAGCAGUUUUUUCUCCAGUUCCACUUUAAGAUGGAGAAGCCACCGGCACCGCCGAGCCUCCCGGCCGGGCCUCCUGGAGUGAAGCGGCCCCCGCCCCCGCUGAUGAAUGGCUUGCCCCCUCGGCCACCACUGCCUGAGUCCUUGCCCCCACCCCCACCCGGAGGCCUGCCUCUGCCACCCAUGCCGCCUAGUGGGCCUGCACCUUCGGGCCCCCCGGGCCCCCCCCAGCUGCCCCCGCCNGCCCCCGGGGUCCCCCCGCCGGCACCCGUGGUCCACCCCCCAGCAUCUGGGGUCCACCCUCCUGCUCCCGGGGUCCACCCUCCGGCCCCAGGAGUCCACCCUCCGGCCCCAGGGGUCCACCCACCGGCCCCAGGAGUCCAUCCUCCCCCAUCUGCUGGGGUCCACCCCCCAGCCCCCGGGGUGCACCCACCAGCUCCUGCGGUCCACCCCCAGGCCCCGGGGGUCCAUCCAGCAGCUCCUGGGGUCCACCCCCCAGCCCCAGGGAUCCACCCCCAGCCUCCUGGGGUCCACCCUCCCCCUCCUGGGGUCCAUCCUCCAGCUCCUGGGGUCCACCCCCAGCCUCCUGGAGUUCACCCCUCCAAUCCCGGGGUCCACCCCCCGACUCCCAUGCCCCCAAUGCUGAGGCCCCCACUGCCCUCCGAAGGUCCUGGGAGCAUUCCUCCCCCUCCCCCUGCCAACUGAAAAGCUGCCCCGUCCUGGCACGUCUGGUUCUGAUUCCUGUAUUUUCCCCUGGAGUGAAGUCCGUGCUUCUGUACGGGGCUGAGCCGUGUCCCCAAAACGCAUUAAACAGCUUUCCUGA